Molecule: messenger RNA, 894 nt
Organism: Penicillium odoratum
Lineage: Eukaryota; Fungi; Ascomycota; Eurotiomycetes; Eurotiales; Aspergillaceae
Product: alpha/beta hydrolase
Exons: 1
Coding region: 1-894 (297 amino acids)
Molecular function (GO): hydrolase activity
Source: RefSeq, a predicted model, not a curated record
AUGUCUGCCAUUACCAUCCAGAAGGGCCCCAUCCAAUUGGCCGGCCUCCUCCACAAGCCAACCACAUCCUCUAGAUCUCCAGCUCUUGUCAUCGUCCACCCCGGUGGUGGUGUCAAGGAGCAGACUGCAGGCCUUUACGCGAAGAAGAUCGCCCAAAAUGGCUUCGUGACUGUCUGCUACGACGCGUCCCACCAGGGCGAAAGUGGCGGUGAGCCCCACUUCCUCGAGGAUCCCUCGCAACGUGUUAGCGACGUCUUCAGUGUCGUCGACUACCUCGAAAAACUCGACUUCGUCGACCCUGAUAGAAUCGCCAUCGUCGGUAUAUGUGCAGGAGGUGGAUAUGCGGCCGCGGCCGCUAAGGCAGACCACCGCCUGAAGGCCCUUGCCACGGUCAGUAUGGUCAACAUUGGCGACUCGGCACGUCUGGGCUGGGAUGCCGACGAAGACCCGAAACAAAAGAUUGGCGCGUUCGACAUGGCAUCUGAGCAAAUCACCGCCGAAAACAACGGAGCCGAGCCUGCAGCCGCACCCUAUGUGCCUCCCCAGCUGGACGACAAGACUCCCGCUGAUAUGAAGGAGGCUCACGAUUACUACCUCACCCCGAGAGCUCAGCACCCUCGUGCUUGCAACAAAAUGUUGCUUCGGAGUUUUCCACUCGUGCUGAACUUCGAUGCUUUUCACCUCGCGGAUCUUUAUCUGACACAGCCCACUUUGCUCAUCGCGGGUGAGAAGGCAGGCUCUUUGUGGCACACUGAGAAGCUCGAUAAGCUACUUGGAGGUGCUACGAAGAAGCUGAUUGUUCCUAAUGGAACACAUAUGGACUUUUAUGAUCGCGAAAAGUAUGUUGAUCUGGCUGUCAAGAACAUUUCUGAGUUCAUGAACGAGAACCUGUAA